AUGGAACAUCAAAAUCCUACGUUGAAAACUGGCGAAGAUUCAGGAUCCGGUGUAAAUUCGAAAUGUGAUACCAUUGAAAACGUUCAACCUGCACUAUGUGAAAAAAAAAUUCUCCAAUUGUCUUUAAAUCCUUCCUUGGAGUCAAUUGUCAUUUCGUCAAAGGAAAAAGAUUUGUUAGCAAGUCGUGAGAGUGACCAUGAUCCCAGGAACUGGCCCGCGAAAAAAAAGAAUCUCAUACUUUUUAUAAUCGCUGCAGCAGGGAUACUUGCGCCCAUAUCGAGCACAAUUUUUUUCCCGGCACUUAUCGAAGUUCGUAACGACCUAAAUACAACCGAGGUCCUCGCAAACGGACUAGUUGCGGUUUUUAUCCUGUUUACAGGGAUCGCGCCACUUGGUUGGGCUUCGUAUUCGGAUGCUUAUGCUACGAGACGUAAAGUCUACUUGGUCUCCAUUAUGCUAUUUCAAAUUACGAGCGUGAUAUGCGGUAUCGCGAAUAACAUUUGGGUGUUGAUGCUGAUGCGUGCUCUUCAAGCAUGUGGCGCCUCGGCUGUUCAAAGUAUCGGUGCUGGAAGCAUUAGCGACAUUUUCCAUCCUCAUGGUGAAUUCCCAUCUAUCUCUACUACUACCAGUCCUCUAAUUGGUCCGAUUAUCGGGGGUUAUCUAACACAGUACCUUGGUUGGCGUUGGAUAUUCUGGUUCCUGACAAUAUUCGGUGGAAUUCUAAUUCUGAUCAUUUUUUUCGCUCUCCCGGAGACAUUUCGUAAGACAUCACCCUCCCAUUCAUUGCCUCAAACCUCUCCAACAGCGCCUCGUGGUCGUUUUAACCCACUCGCCCCACUCGCCUUACUCCGUUAUCCGAACGUCUCGUUAACCUUGCUUUACGUGAGCUCGGUAUUCGCCAUCAUCUACGUCCAGAACACUCUGAUAUCAAAAAAUUUUACCCAACUAUAUAAUCUUAGAACAUCCGACGUUGGACUCGUGUUCCUGGGUCCAAGUUCCGGGUACAUCGUUGGAAGUGUGAUAGGUGGAAAGUAUUCGGAUUUCGUGUUUAAUAAAAGUGCUAAAAAAUGUGACGGCGGGGUCGGUUAUCCGGAAAUGCGAUUGAAUAGCACUUGGUUUGCAAUGAUCUCUUUGCCUGCAUCUUACGUGACCUAUGGAUGGAUGAUUGCGCAUAGGCUUGGUAUGAUGUUUCCCCUAAUCGCAAUGUUCAUUGGAGGAUUCAGCUGCCUAAUAGUGUUCAACUCAACCUCCACUUAUCUGGUUGAUGCAUUUCCCGGUCGUAGUGCUUCGGCAAUCGCGGUGAACAAUUUUUUACGAUCGAUAGCCGCGGCGACCGUUUCAGCAGCUGCCGCACCUUUGCAAGAUGCUCUCGGUAUUGGAUGGUUGUACACCAUCAUGUCGGGUCUCACUUUAAUAGGAAGCGGUUUUCUGGUGUUGGUAUAUUUCAAAGGGAAAAAUUGGAGGGAAAAAUUGGAGAAUGAGGGGACUUGA
This is a messenger RNA of Acaulospora morrowiae, 1491 nucleotides long. The record is from the annotation of a GenBank genome assembly. Lineage: Eukaryota; Fungi; Glomeromycota; Glomeromycetes; Diversisporales; Acaulosporaceae.